This is a messenger RNA of Acaulospora morrowiae, 1608 nucleotides long. NCBI's taxonomy places the organism in Eukaryota, Fungi, Glomeromycota, Glomeromycetes, Diversisporales, Acaulosporaceae. The record is from the annotation of a GenBank genome assembly.
AUGUCCAGUUUAUUUCGUGGUAUUUUGCUUCAUGCGAAGAACGUAGAAAGGUGCGGGCAGCAAAUUUCGGGAGUCACGAACUUGCUGACUCGCAAGCUUCAUUCUACACGUGUGACGAAGAUAAAUUGGAGUGCUAGGUUCCAUACUUCUCAAAGAUUGUAUAAUGCUUCGGCUGCGCAAGAAAUCCCUUCGAUAGAACAAUACCCAUCGGCAACCAUAAACACUUCCAACCAGCGUGAAACCAUAAAAAGCUCAAAUCCUCCUUUAGACUUUCCUUGCAUAGAUCAGUUAGCAGUUCGUAGUAGAUCCUUGGACGGUGGUCCGGAGCCAGCUUAUGAAAACAUUGUUUCCGGAUAUUCAGUUUUUCAUCAUGACAAACCAUUCUUAUGCGAUUUCGGCGGUGCCUUUCCUGAACUUGAUAUUGCGUACGAAUCUUGGGGCGAAUUAAAUGAAAAAAAGGACAACGCGAUUCUGAUCCAUACCGGAUUAUCUGGAAGUAGUCACGCUAAGAGUCACAAGGAUAACGUUCAUCCCGGGUGGUGGGAGCAAUUUAUCGGACCCGGACUUUCCAUCGAUACCAGCAAAUUUUUCGUUAUCUGUACUAAUGUGGUCGGUGGAUGUUAUGGAUCAACCGGUCCUUCGUCGAUUGACCCUUCGGAUGGUGAACGUUAUGCAACCCGAUUUCCCAUAGUAACAAUUUUUGACAUGGUGCGAGCACAGUUUCUAUUGUUGGAUCAUUUAGGAAUUGAGAAAUUGUAUGCCAGCGUGGGCAGCAGUAUGGGCGGAAUGCAGUCUCUGGCAUCGGCGUGGAUGUACCCAGAUCGUGUAUCGAAAAUUAUCAGCAUAUCUGCUUGCGCGAGGUCACAUCCGUAUUCCAUCGCGCUGAGACAUACGCAAAGACAGGUUUUGAUGUCAGAUCCCAAUUGGAAAAAAGGAUUCUAUUACAACUCAAUUAUUCCGCAUGUUGGAAUGAAGCUGGCACGUGAAAUUGCCACCAUUAGUUAUCGAUCGGGUCCUGAAUGGGAAAGCCGGUUUGGUAGAGAGCGAAUAAGUGAAAAUACGCCGGCGUUAUGUCCAGAUUUCUUGAUCGAAACUUAUCUCGAUCAUCAGGGUGAACGUUUCUGUCUGCAAUACGAUCCAAACUCGCUUUUAUAUGUCUCUAAAGCGAUGGAUCUAUUUGAUAUGUCUGCGUCUUCAUUGGAAGCUACUAAAAAACGGCGAGAGGUUAACACGGAAAAGUUUGAAAAGCAUGGAUUACGGGGGAUAUUGAAUGAUCAAUCUUGUAAUGUAAUUGAGCCGAAAACCACACAACAGGAGAAACCCAAGCGUCGACACAUAUCGUCGUUGUCCCUGACGAAUAGUGAUAGUAGAAAAGAUCUUGUAGAAGGAUUGUCGACUAUCCAAGUACCAGCUUUGGUAUUAGGCGUACAAUCAGACAUAUUGUUCCCGUGUUGGCAACAGAGGGAGAUUACCGAUUGUCUGAGAGAAGGAGGGAAUAAUAAUGUGACAUAUUAUGAAUUGGAUUCUAUGUAUGGGCACGACACAUUCUUAAUCGACCUGACCAAUGUUGGUAGCGCCAUUAAAGGACACUUGGAGUUUGGUGGUUAA